AUGUCGCUGAUGUUUGUGAAGCAAGCCAUCUUUGACUGGCAUCUGGAUGAGAAGAUUCUGAAUGUUGGCCUCAUUGUCUUCACCCUGUCACGUCCACAAGCAACAGCAACACCCACACAUGCACUAUCAACUACCCUGGAUAGAACACAGUGUGCUAAUCUCCUGGCAUCGGAUAUAAAGUACUUGUGUGUGCGUGCCCUGCAAUGCGUAGACUCUGCCGAUGGUCCAGAGCAGCAGGUGACCACUCUAGCCGACGCCGAGUGGUACUGGGGAAAGAUCAGCAGGGAGGAAGUGACAGAGAAACUGCGCGAUACACCUGACGGGUCGUUCUUAGUCCGCGAUGCAUCAAGAGUUCAAGGCGAAUACACACUCACAUUGAGGAAGAGCGGUGUGAACAAGCUGGUGCGCAUCAUGCAUCGCGGUGGCAAGUAUGGCUUCUCCGAGCCGCUCACUUUCAACACAGUGCCUGAGCUGGUGCAGUUCUAUUCGUACCACUCUCUGGCGCACUACAACCCACGUCUUGACGUGAAGCUCAUGUACGCCGUGAAGAGAUUCGCAGAGAAGGGUGAAGACAAUGAGGCCAACAUUCAGAAUCUUCUCAUCCAGCUGCACCAGGCCAACACAAAGUAUGAUCACCAGAAUACGGAGUACAACGCCUUCAACGAAUCCUACAAUAUAUCACUAACGACUAUUCAAACAUGCCAGUCAAAGAUGGCUUGCUUCACAAACAUCAGCGACAUGCUGACCGACCAGCUGAAACUCAGCGAGAAGCUUAUACAGCCGUCGAUCAAGCACAACGAGCGAUCAGAGUUACAGAAGAACAAUGUCCUGAUCAAAACCAGACUGGAGACGAUUCGUCAGAGGAAACAGGAGUUCAGCACGCAGCAUCAAGAGGCUAUGUUAGAGAAUCGACGUCUCGACCGCGUCAUGAACACCCUGUCGCCGGAGAUCAUGUGCUUGCAGCGACGGAGGACGCAGCUGAUGAUGUGGCUGGGACAGCAGAAUCUCUCCAGCGAGGAGAUUCACCGACGCCUGGGACAGCUGUCCAAGCAGGGUUCGGUCACAAGAGGCGACGUACACCAGCCCCACGCCGAGGAUACGUCUCACCGGGACAAGUCCAAAGAGUUUGAGGAGCUCUACUACUCCACUGAUGACCUCCGCAAACAAAUGGAGAUGCACAUCGCUGAGACACAGAGCAAGCACCGCAAGUAUGACCAGAGCACAUGGUUUGUUGGCAAACUGUCCAGAGAGGAGUCUUAUCAGCUGCUGAGCAAGGGCAAGCGAGAUGGCACAUUCCUUGUGCGCUCACGUGACCCGAAGCAGGGCGACCGACACACGCACACCAUUGACAUAUUCUACAAAUCCAUGAAACAUAUCAAGAUCUACCAUCAAGAGGACGUUGGCUACGGCUUUUCCGAGCCGUUCCGCUUCCCGACCUUGAUGGACCUUGUCUUGAACUACAGCGAAGAGCAACUGGCUCGGCAUAAUUCUGAGCUGCCCACAACUCUUGCAUAUCCUAUCUAUGGCAAGUAAUAGCCGGCGAAUCCCUUGGCUGGUCGUCAGGAUUUGCUUUUAGUUUUUUUUUUAGAUAAAUCUGUAGAUGCUUUCUCUCUCUCUCUCUCUUUCUCUCUCUCUCUCUCUCUCUCUCUCUCUCUCUCUCUCUCUCUCUCUCUCUCUCUCUCUCUCUUUCUCUCUCUCUCUCUCUCUCUCUAUCUCUCUAUCUCUCUCUCUCUCUCUCUCUCUCUCUCUCUCUCUCUCUCUCUCUCUCUCUCUCUCUCUCUCUCUCUCUCUCUCUCUCUCUCUCUCUCUCUCUCUCUCUUCGUAGUGAGAAAGUGCAAGUGUGCAUGUUGAACACCUUUUUUUAAUUAUGUUGCUGUGGUCUGCAAUGCCACAGUAGCUAGCUCGACUUUUCUUUCUUCUCUUCCUCUCUCUCUCUCUCUCUCUCUCUUUCUCUUGCCACAAUCUAAUGUCGUGUUUGCCAGCCAAUGGUUGAAAAGGACGUUGAGUGCAUCAUGGUGUUCAGUAGAUGCAUCAAAUUUCUCUCUAUUUUUUAAGGUAUUUGAAUAUUUACUAUUACAGUCUGUAUCGGCUAUAGCGUACCCUUUUGAUUUCCGUGAUUUUAUCACUAUAACCGAUGCAUCACUAUAUGCGAUACGAUCGAUUUUUUUCGAGCGACACAUGAAAGGGAAGGACAUACUUCCAGCAUGGCGUUUUGACAAAUGAGCAUGCUGCAUAGUUGACAGUGCCCGCAUUUCCAUAAAAAAUUCUGUUUUGUACAUGUACAUGUGUCACUAUCAAAAUAAGCAACGUGAAGAAAGUAAAAAAUAAGGCCUUUGAUAUUAUUGCUACAUGUAUUUUAAAGUUAUCACUAUAGCCGAUAAUAAUAUAGUGUGUUAUGCAUGUUUUGAUUUUAUGUUGCCAUCAUAAUAUCCGAUAUAUCAUUACAUCCGAUAAUAUUGGUUAUAGUGAUAUUUGUACAGGAUAAAAUACGUUUUGCUUUUGAUAUUUCGUACCAAUAUCACUGUAGCCGAUAUAUUCUUAUAUCCGGUCACUCUAUAGCCGA
Sycon ciliatum is the source of this 2563-nucleotide messenger RNA. RefSeq names its product phosphatidylinositol 3-kinase regulatory subunit gamma-like. Gene Ontology annotation, biological process: phosphatidylinositol phosphate biosynthetic process. The transcript has 13 exons. The coding region runs from base 1 to 1533 and encodes 510 amino acids. Gene Ontology annotation, molecular function: 1-phosphatidylinositol-3-kinase regulator activity. The record is from RefSeq and is a predicted model, not a curated record. Lineage: Eukaryota; Metazoa; Porifera; Calcarea; Leucosolenida; Sycettidae. Gene Ontology annotation, cellular component: phosphatidylinositol 3-kinase complex.